Molecule: messenger RNA, 1125 nt
Organism: Neltuma alba
Lineage: Eukaryota; Viridiplantae; Streptophyta; Magnoliopsida; Fabales; Fabaceae
Product: TMV resistance protein N-like
Exons: 4
Coding region: 1-1125 (374 amino acids)
Biological process (GO): defense response
Molecular function (GO): ADP binding
Source: RefSeq, a predicted model, not a curated record
AUGAUUGGGAGUGUUGAUCAAGGAAUAUCAAGAAUAAAACAUAGACUUUCUCACAAAAAGGUUCUUUUGGUUCUUGAUGACGUUGAUGAGGUUGAACAGUUAGAAAAACUCGCGGGAGGGUGUGAUUGCUUUGGUUUUGGAAGCAAAGUCAUUAUAACAACAAGAAAUAAGCAAUUGCUAGUUGCACACGAUGUUGAAAAAACGUAUGAAAUGAUCAAGUUGAAUGAGUAUGACUCUGGUGAGCUCUUUUGCUGGCAUGCCUUCCAAAUGAACCAACCUCCCUUAACCUAUCAAGAUAUGUCUAGUCGUGCAUUAAGUUAUGCACAAGGCCUUCCUCUGGCAUUAAAAGUAAUUGGCUCCAAUUUGGCAAAUAAAAAUUUAGAGGAGUGGAAGUCUAUAUUGGAACAAUAUGAAAGGAUCCCAGAAAGAACAAUUCAUGAGCUUCUAAAGAUAAGCUAUAAUUGCUUACAGGCCGGUGCUAAGCGUAUUUUCUUAGAUAUUGCUUGUUUUGUUAACAAAGAGAUGAUGGGAUCUACUAAAGAAAUAGUAGAAGCUUGUGAUUUUGGUGCUAGGUUUUAUCUUGAAGUUCUUGUUGAUAAAUCUCUAAUAACUUCAGUUCCUGGAGAUGAUGACUUUUUCAUGCAUGAUCUAAUAAGACAAAUGGGAAGAGAGAUCGUCAGACAAGAAGCACCAUUAAAUCCUGAAAAGCGCAGCAGAUUAUGGUAUUACGAAGAUGUUCUUAAAGUACUAAGUGAAAAUUUAGGAUGCAAUAAUAUUGAAGGAAUAAUGCUUGAUCCUCCUCAGCAAGAGAAAGUAAAAUGGAGUGGUAUGGCCUUUGAGAAGAUGAAUAACCUUAGAAUUCUUGUUGCUCGAAAUGUUCAAUUUUCAACUGGUCCUGCCUAUCUACCCAAUAGCUUAAGGUGGCUUGAGUGGGAGGGGUAUCCUUCUGCAACUUUGCCAAAAGAUUUCUCUCCUUCAGAAUUAAUCUUCUUGAAGUUACCUGGAAGUUCUUUUAGACUAAGAGAGCCAUCCAAGAUUUUCACUAGCUAUGUGACACAUUUGGAGUUUUCAUUUUGUGAGUUCAUAACUGAAAUACCUGAUAUGUCUCAAUCUGAUGAAACUUGA